CUUCCGGCAGGAUUUCCCGCGCGGAUGGCGUCGCUUUGAGCCCUCCUCUUUUUGAGCAGUUGCGGGAGGGGUGAAGAGCUGGCACCUGAGGAGGGGUCUUGAGGGAGCUAAGAGGAUCCACAAAUGUGCUUCUGGUUAUGAGAUGGUAGAAGAUUCAGCAUCCAAAAGUGACCCAGUGACUGGCCCAGCUGAGCUCUGACCUUGUGGCCACUGUAUGCCAUGCCACAGCCCUGCCCCUCUGUGGUAUCAUCUGUAUCAACAUUGAACAUGGAGCCCGGUUAGGCCAGGUGGAAGACGGCCAGGGCCCCGAAGAUCAGGUUUCAGGCUCCUACCCCCGUGCUCAAGUAAUGCUGGUGUGAACAGUCUGGUGGGCACUGUUGGAACAACACAGGCACUGAGGAUCCAAGCCAGGUGCUUAUGGAGGACGUGCUCUGCUCCACUAUCCAUCCUCCUAAUCGAUGAUGAUACUUCAGUUUUGCUUAAGACCACCUCUCCCCAUUUGGAUGCAACCUUACUUCGGAUUUUAAGACAGCAUGUCAGCUGAAACACCAAUCGCACUGAAUAUUGAUCCCCAGGAUCUACAUGUCCAAACAUUCACUGUAGAAAAGCUACUGGAGCCUCUCAUAAUCCAGGUUACUACACUAGUAAAUUGUCCGCAGAAUCCUUCUAACAGGAAAAAGGGAUGUUCAAAAAGAGCCAGAGUUCUUCUAGCUUCUGUGGAAGAAGCAACUUGGAAUUUAUUAGACAAGGGAGAGAAGAUCGCCCAGGAAGCCACAGUUUUAAAGGAAGAGCUUACCGCCACACUUAAGGAAGUUCGCAAAGAAAGUGAAGCUCUGAAAGUGUCAGCUGAGAGAUUUGCGGAUGACCCCUGCUAUCUCCCCAAAAGGGAAGCUGUGGUUCAAGCUGCUCGGGCCUUGCUGGCUGCAGUUACCAGACUCCUCAUCCUGGCAGACAUGAUUGAUGUCAUGUGUCUGUUGCAGCACGUGUCAGCUUUUCAAAGGACGCUUGAGUCUCUUAAAAAUGUUUCCAACACAUCUGACCUCCAGAAAACCUACCAGAAGCUUGGGAAGGAGCUGGAAAAUUUGGAUUAUUUAGCCUUCAAACGUCAGCAGGACUUAAAAUCUCCAAAUCAGAGGGAUGAAAUUGCAGGGGCCCGGGCCUCAUUGAAGGAGAACUCCCCACUCUUGCAUUCAAUUUGUUCAGCUUGUUUGGAACAUUCUGAUGUUGCUUCCCUCAAAGCCAGCAAGGACACAGUUUGCGAAGAAAUUCAGAAUGCCCUCAAUGUAAUUUCAAAUGCUUCCCAAGGCGUCCAGAACGUGACGGCCCCAGUGGAGUCUCAGGCGGCAACCCUGGGAAGUGCCCUUGAUGAGCUUGAGAAUUUAAUUGUCCUGGAUCCACUCACAGUGACUGAGGAGGAAAUAAGACCAUCACUAGAGCAACGUCUUGAAGCCAUUAUCAGUGGGGCUGCUCUGUUGGCUGACUCUUCCUGCACGAGGGAUUUCCACCGGGAGCGGAUUAUUGCAGAAUGCAAUGCCAUUCGCCAGGCUCUCCAGGACCUGCUUUCAGAGUACAUGAACAACGCUGGAAGAAAGGAGAGGAGUAAUACCCUGAAUAUUGCCAUAGACAACAUGUGCAAGAAGACUAGAGACCUUCGCAGACAGCUCCGCAAGGCCAUCAUUGAUCAUGUGUCAGACUCCUUUCUGGAUACGACAGUCCCGCUCUUGGUUCUCAUUGAAGCUGCCAAGAAUGGCCGGGAAAGGGAAAUAAAAGAAUAUGCUGCGAUAUUUCGUGAACACACCAACAGACUUGUGGAAGUGGCAAAUCUUGCUUGUUCUAUGUCAACAAAUGAAGAUGGGAUUAAAAUUGUCAAAGUCGCUGCCAACCACCUGGAAACUUUGUGUCCACAGAUUAUUAAUGCUGCACUAGCUUUGGCUGCAAGACCCAAAAGUCAAGUGGUCAAAAAAACCAUGGAAAUGUACAAGCGCGCUUGGGAGAAUCAUAUCCAUGUCCUCACGGAAGCUGUAGAUGACAUCACAAGCAUCGAUGACUUCCUUGCUGUGUCGGAGAGCCACAUCCUAGAAGAUGUCAACAAAUGUAUCAUAGCCUUGAGAGACCAGGAUGCUGAUAAUUUAGACCGAGCUGCCGGCGCUAUCAGAGGACGCGCAGCGAGAGUUGCUCACAUCGUCACGGGUGAGAUGGACAGUUACGAGCCAGGCGCUUACACUGAAGGGGUGAUGAGAAACGUUAACUUCCUUACAAGUACCGCAAUUCCCGAGUUUGUAACACAAGUGAAUGUUGCCUUGGAAGCCCUAAAUAAAAACUCUUUGGAUGUGUUUGACGAUAAUCAAUUUGUGGACAUCUCAAAGAAGAUCUAUGAUACAAUUCAUGAUAUCAGAUGCUCAGUCAUGAUGAUUAGGACCCCAGAGGAACUGGAGGAUGUUUCAGACCUGGAGGACGAUCACGAGGUCCACAGUCACACCAGCAUUCAGACCGAAGGGAAAACAGACCGGGCUAAGAUGACUCAAUUACCUGAGGCAGAGAAAGAGAAGAUUGCGGAGCAAGUGGCUGAUUUCAAGAAAGUAAAGAGUAAACUGGACGCAGAGAUUGAAAUAUGGGAUGAUACGAGCAAUGAUAUUAUUGUUCUGGCCAAGAAGAUGUGCAUGAUCAUGAUGGAGAUGACAGACUUCACGAGGGGCAAAGGACCACUAAAGCACACAACUGAUGUGAUCUAUGCAGCUAAAAUGAUAUCGGAAUCAGGAUCAAGGAUGGAUGUCCUUGCUCGGCAGAUCGCUAACCAGUGUCCAGAUCCAUCAUGCAAGCAGGACUUGUUGGCCUAUCUAGAACAGAUUAAAUUCUACUCUCACCAGCUGAAAAUCUGCAGUCAAGUUAAAGCUGAGAUCCAGAGCCUGGGGGGAGAGCUCAUCAUGUCAGCUCUGGACAGUGUCACCUCCCUAAUCCAAGCAGCCAAAAAUUUAAUGAAUGCUGUAGUGCAAACAGUGAAAAUGUCUUACAUCGCCUCAACCAAGAUCAUCCGAAUUCAGAGUCCUGCGGGGCCCAGACACCCAGUCGUGAUGUGGAGAAUGAAGGCUCCUGCGAAAAAACCCUUGAUUAAAAGAGAGAAUCCAGAAGAAACAUAUGCAGCUGUCAGACGAGGCUCAGCAAAGAAAAAAAUCCACCCAGUGCAGGUCAUGAGUGAAUUUAGAGGAAGACAUGUCUACUGAAACCAGAAUUCUACUCUAGCGCCUAUAUUACAAAGUCCUGGCUAAACACACUGUGUUAAGUUUAUACUUGAUUACUACUGUAAGUUCAUUCGCUUUUAGAAUUUAAGCUGCAAGUAAUGUAAAGCAUUGCAGGCUGAACCAACAUAAGCAACAUAUAUGGGGGACUCAUGUCAUUGUCAUCUCUGUAAACUUAGUAAGUAAUCAAUAUAUGCUUGUUGGAUGAAUGAAAACUUCAGGUGCCAUUCAGCCUUUCCCAUUCCUGGGAAUAUCUUACAUGUAUUAUCAAAUGGACAUAGGAAGUCCAAGUAAGUCUUAUUCAUCAGUAAUAGCUUGAUUGCAUUCACCCUUUUACUUUUAAAUCAAAAAACUGACAUAAGAUCUUGACUUGUUUUCAAUGAAAGAAAGUGACUUCAUAAUAUAUUUUCCUGUUAAAUCUUUACCUGACCUGACUGACGGAGAUGUGUGGUUUCUGCUAUGGGGAAAAAUAAAUCUUUACUUGUCUAUAUCCAUUGUUAACUGAUCAGGCUAACAUCCAUCAGAAACUAACUAAGCUGGAGCAAUUAAGCUAUGUCCUAGAUUUUAAGAUCAGCCUCAAUUAUUAAUGAAGCAAUUUAUUAGCAUUAUAAACUUCCAUUAAUUUUGAUGCCAAAAGCGUGUUUUUAGGGCCCCAUUGUGUUUAGUAGUUUCGCACAUUGAGAGUUGGUUUUAAGUGGGUUCAUUAUAAUUCAGAUAUAGAGGAAGAAUUAUUACCCACUUGGUGAAAUGGGACAUCUAACUAUAUCCCUCAGUGAAUUAUGCCAACAGAAGUGUAAGUAGCUCUGCAUGACUCAAAAAAUUCAUUUUGAUCAGCUUGCAAUUAUAAUUAAAAGAAAAAGACCAGUUUGAGAAACAUUUGGCAUUGAGUAAAAUAUGAACUGUUUAAAUUGUACCAUUGAAUUUUGAAGUAGAGUUAAUGGCAGUGAAGCUGGAAUGAAGUUUAAUAGCAUGGUUUUAAAUAAAAGUCAUUGAGAUUGUUUUCUUUUUUAAACUGUGCUCACUAUGCACACUCCCAAUCACUGUGCUCAUCCCUAGCUGAGUUGGUAAUGAACUUCAUAACAGUCUCAGAGUCUAGUGCUUUGUUUUUCUCACUCUUUGUCUCUCUGUCUCUCUUUUUUUAUUCUUGGGGAGAUUUAAAUUUCAGUUUCACUUUUUCUCACACAUAUAGUUUCUCUUCAAAGAAUUUUAAACAUACAUUCCCUAUUCUACUUUUUUAAAAUGAUAUUAGAACUAUAAUUGAACUUUGUUGCAACUGAGUUAACAACCAUAUCAUGUUUAUUUGAUGAAGUCAACUUCACACAUGCAGCACCAGUUGAUGUUAAAAGACAAGUCUUAGGAUAAGAAUGUGCAAAACAUAAAAAUGCGUAAAAGUUGGGGCAUGAUGUGCAUGGUGUCUUGAGCAAAAUGGUAUGGGAAAAGUAUUUAUUUAGUAGAUUAAUAUUAAUUGUGGGAGAAUGUUAACUCCUUUUCAUCCUAAUUAAUUAUUUUAUUCUAGAAUUUUGGGUUGCCUGGGCUCAGCACAUGAACUUCCUGGGAGAUAAAAGCAAUAAACUCCUCCCUGUCUUGAACUACACACUGGUUGACAGUAAUGAUUCUGGACACAGUUCACUCCCUUAAAGAAAAAGCAGUGCCAAAAGGAAUUAAGAAAUUUGGAUAAUGCUAUGUUCCAGAACUGGCUAAAUAAAGGAGUUAAAACAGGGAGUUUCUUUCAUUGAAAUAUUGCCAUGAUUUUCUGAUCUAAGAGUAGACACUGUAAGAGUAAAAUUUAUGACACAUCCUUUUUUUUCAGAUAAAAGUGAAAAUUUAUAAUUUAUUUGAGAAAAUAUAUUUUUAAGAUACCACCAUACUUCUAGAUGCACAUCUUAGUUCCUAAAUCCACAUGUUCAAGAAUCAUGAGUCCCAUUUAAAAAAUCAAAUGUCUGAUUCUGCAUCAGUUUUCCACAGGUUGGAAUUUAGAAUGAAUCAUUAGAUGUGGAAAGAACAGACAUAACUUGAAAUUAUUCAAUUACCAAAUAACUUCUAUAUCAUAAAAAAUGACUUUUCAAACAAAAUGAGAUGUGAAUAAGGUCUCUUCUUCAAAGUAAGUAGAUUUCCAGCUUAGCUCAAAGUAAAUAAAAUUUAAUUUAAAAAAUGAACUUGGAAAAUAUCCCAAGAGUAAAGUCUGCUGUAGAAAUCAAAGGAGUAAUAAGAACAGGAUGCACAGAGCUGAGAAAGGCAUCUGUCCACCUGAGUGAAUUUUUGCAGUUGGCAUCUUUGGAAGAUUUAGUCCAAUUCAAAUCUGCUAAUGAUGUACUAAUACAUGAGAAAAAUUAACAGAAAAAAUAUUAAUACAUCUUCGCAUGAUAAGCCUAGUUAAAUGAAUCUAAUAAGUAUGAAUACAUGAGAUAUAUUUAUAUUGUAGCACUUCUUCUAUAGGGGUAUGGCAGAACUUUAAUGAGAAUGAUACCUUGGUGGUCCAUCUACACAUCUUUUCAAAUCACAUUCUAGAGAAUGGUGUUCUCUCUGAUGAUACAUUUGCUUUUCCCUUCUAAUCAAAACUCAUCUUUUUCUUUUAGUGAAAUCAAUUUAUGGGGGAAACAAAAAUCUUUGAGAAAGAGAAGAGGGUGUAGACGACCUACAAGGAUAAUCUCAUCCUGGUUUGCCAUGAGCAUCACCGUCAAACAUUACACCAGAAUCAGAAUGAUAAGUUAGAAAAUAUCCAUGAAGUCAUAAUCCACUGAAGAUUCUUCUAAUCAUAAAAACUUGGAGGUUUCAUCUCACAAGGAAGAUGAGACAUGUACAUUUCUCCCUUUUAUAUAUCACAAGUAAAAAUUAUUAGAUUAAAAUAUCUGUUUCUCACAGAGUCUCUUGAUCAUAAAUGGAUGAAUAGGUCAGGAAAAAAUUUAAAUGAUAAAUACCUACAGUGAUGUGUUGCUUAUCCUUUUCUACUUGUCUUAUAAUAUGAGUGAAAAACUAUAAAUGUUUUAGAAAAUAUAAUACCCUUGCCCUAGCUGGGGUGGUUCAGUGGAUUAAGUGUUGGCCUGUGGAUCAAUAGGUCAUCAGUUUGAUUUCCAUUCAGGGCAUAUGCCUGGGUUGCAGGCCAGGUCCCUAGUAAGGGGCAUGUGAGAGGCAACCACACAUUGAUGUUUCUGUCCUUCUCAAUCUCCCUCCCUUUCCUUCUCUCUAAAAAUAAAUAGAAAAUCUUUUUAAAAAAACGCAUUGUUUAAAAAAAAAGAAAAUACAACAGCCUUAAAUGUGCCUUCUGGCUUUUGCAAAUUGCUUAAUUUACUAGUAUUAAUAUAAAUAUAUGUCCCCCAUAAAGCCCUUCUGUUUAAGAGUUAAGAACCACCAUAACUGCACAAAAAGACCCUUCCUCACAUACUUAACAGUUUCGAAGGAAAUCACCUUUUAAGUCAUACCACAGUAAGACAGUGACUACACAGUUAAGUGCCCAAUUUGGGCCUCAAACCCAGUAAUUAGUGCUCCUCAAUUUCAGUAAUGCAUGGCUGAAAAAACUAAUGUCUGAGACCAGAGAAAGUAUUUUCAGGAGUUUUCUACACCUUCACCUUCAGGAUAGUUCUUUCAUUUCACCCACCCUUGCCCUAGGUAUCUGCCUAAUGACUGCUGACACCCUUCCACCAGGAUGAUACAGUCAGGAUUGCUCAUCCUGGUCAGUUACCUGCAGUUAAGGUCCUUUUCUUGUGCCAUGCACCAAAAUGAUCUCUCAUCCCCUUAGGUGUCUGUGCCACAGACAAAUAAAAAAAAUCUAUUCUGAAGUGUUCUAGUUAAACUUAUGAAUUCUAAUUUUCAGCACCACUAUUUCUUGUUUGCUUGUUUUUUAAUCCAUUCCAGAAGGCAUUCUUACUCCUUUUGGCAUGAGACGCGCACUUCCAUGCUAGGAGAUAUGGUUCCCAUGGAUACGGGUUUCUGUAUAGUAGUGGCAGAACGAGUGGAAUGAAAUCUAAAACUUUUCCUUGCGAUAUUUGUCAUUCUUUGCCAAACUCCUUACAGAAUUGCCAGCUUGUUUCAGUAUCAUUUUAAGCAAUUCUUCAGGUAAGCAAAGCAGGUAUCAGAAUAUCAAGUUGAAUGAAAUCCGUGCUUUCUUUUGUCAGCUUGUCUUCUGUCAACCAACCUGCCUAUUGCAUAUUUAGGAAUCAAAUAGCUAUUUUUUCCUUUGGGAAAGUCAGAAAUAUUUCUGUCUGACUUGAUCAGAAAUUUAGGGGUACCCAGGUAAAAGAUUGUAACCUGCAUAUUAUUUUAAUAAUUCUUUUUAAGCAAACUUCAAAUUUUCUGCAACUUGGGAACUUUUAUUUGUAUAUCAUUUUUACCCAUAUGUCACAUUCCAGGAAUCCACACUUAUUCAGAUGAAAACCUGAUGGAAUUUCUUUUGUCAUUACUCUUUGCCCAUAUCAUUAUGAUAUCUUCAGUAUUAGUAUUUUACAAGUUACUACCAAAUAAACAAGCCAGGCUUAAUGACAGAAGCAUCUACACACAAAAUAGUUUUGAGUUUUUAUUUUGACCCUUGGUUUCUACCAGGAAAGAAAAUGUGGGUGUCAUUAAAAUCAAUUAUAUGCCAAAAAAUAUGUCCUUAUUAAGGUUGUGACAUUAUCCUAGACAUCUAAAUGAGAGGGAGAAGAGUUAAAUUUUUAAAUUAUUUUUGUCAUUUUUAACCAAGUCGCAUGAACAAAGAUAUUUUCUCCUCAGGCAAAAGAAAUAAUAGUUUACAGCACUAGUCAUUUUUCCAUGUGAAUAUUUUUUUACCACCCAGCAGGAAAGAUAGGAACUAUCAUUGAACACUCCAAAAGAAGAUCACUCAUACCAACUGAACACGAUUUCCAAAUGGAGCCCAACCUCACCAGGAACCUGCUACAGUGACAGUUUGCAGGGCUGGCCUUCACCCAGAUCCCAGGAUGAGAUGCUCAUGGCUGCAGGCUGGCUUUUGGUCCCCGUAGCUUUAUGAGAACCAACACAGGGAUUGACUUUCAAAAUGAAUUUGACAAGUUGGAGAGAAAGCAGUAAGUACAGAGCACUUCUAAAGAAACAUGGAUAUGAAAGUGACAGAGGUAGGGGGGAAUAAGAAAGGUAAUUGCCAAAGCAGAUAAUUAUUUUAGCCAGAGGAAGGAAAAGUUUUGGUUGUGUGAAGACUAGGCAGCCUCCUCCCGAGGACGAGCUUAAGGAUAAGGAAGAGUUUAAGAGGUUGAGGAUACGGCGCUUGUCUUUGGUGGUUUGUAUGGAGUCAUGUUGGAGGCAGAAGGACAAAUUCUGUAACAGUUGAGAAUGAUUUAGUGAUAUCGUUUGCAAGAUGAGAAAUGGAAAUUCAGCCAGUUUUCUAGACUGAUAAAGGGUGAUUUUUCCCAGUGUCAGAGCUAGUCAGGCUAGUCACACACUCAUAUAUUUAGUGAAUAUUUAUUGAACAACUACGAUGGUCCAGGCAUGGCUAUAGGUUCUUAGGGUACAACAGGUAACAAGACCAAGAGUGAUCCUUGCCCGCAUGUGCCAGCUGUGAGUUAGAUGCUCUUACCUUACUAAAAUCUCUCAGUAACCCUAUGGGGUGAACACUAUUAGCUCCAUUCAUUGAUGAGGACAAGGAGGCUUAAACAGGAUAAAAAAUCUUGCUCAAAAAUUCACUGGUUCUAAAAAUGAGUUUGUUGUACUCAAGAGUCAGCACAUCAUCCUGGAAAAAUGAGAUUGUUUUUUCAGUUGAAAAUAAGAGACAAAUUUCAGAUGAUGGCUGGCUUCCUAUGUAAUAGUAAAGAUUAAAACUUAAAAAAAUGACAUUAAUCCAUACCUACAUGAUUCAAAGCACAUAAAAGGCAAGUACAUACAUAACUAGCUGCGUAUUUUUUACCCCUGAUAAUUGAAUGUAGAGCAUCAGACAUAUGAGUGAAUAUUUCAUCUAUGUGAUCUGAAGUAAGAUAAAAACUUUACCAAAUUGCUUUUAGUCCAGAGAGGAGAAAAACAUAAUGAAAAUGCAUGUUUCAACCCAUCCUUAGCAUUGAUUGGUGAAAAACAUUUGUUAAUAUCAUUUAUUUCCUUUCGUAUUACUAAUGUGUGUUUAUGUGGUUAAAUUUAUGACCAAGGAUUACUGUAAUACUUUCAAGUUUCUUUGCAUUCCAAACUGACUCAAACCAUGGCACACAUGUUCCCUUCUUUAUGGAAAUCACAAAUGUAGGUGGUGUGUGCCUAACUACAGGUAAAUAUAGUCCUUUAAAUGUGUAUGAUCUUCUUAGAGCCCACCAAAGGCGAGAUUCUUCUUGCCCACAUUGCUGGCCAUGCUGCUCUAUCUCGGGCCUGGGGAGUUGAGUGACUAUCUGAUCUCUCUGACAGUGGAGCCUCAGGUCAUCCUCAAGCUGAGAAUGCAUUUACUUGUUUGCAAGUAAAUGCAUUGGUCUUCAUAGCGCUGCCUGUACAAUUGUAAGAAAAGAAAGCUCUAAAGCAGAAAAUUCUCUUUGAAAAAGGCUCAGAUUUCUAACAUCUCUUUAAAAAUCUCUUAAAUGUAAGAUAUACAAAAGCCACUUAAAUGAUAUUAACAGAGUGGUCCCUGUGAUUUCAUUACCAACCAGAUAUUUUCUAGUUCUAAAGUUUUCAUUUUCGUGCAUGUUUAAGAAUACUUAUUUUUUAUACCAGAUAUUUUAUCUUGAAGGCCUAUAGCAUCUCUUUAAAAUUUUUAAAGACUUGUGUUAAUAAAUUAAAAUUCAAUAGUUCAAAAGCCUGCAGAUAACUUUGGCUUCCUAUUCCAACAGCCAAGUCUUACGCAACCCCAGCUGAACCAUCAACAAGUCCUAUCAGUUUCCCAUUUCUGUGAACCAUCAGAACCUCUCUGUGAGGGUCUAUGUCAUUCACCUGUCACUUGCUGAGAGUCUAGCUUAGACUGGCAGGUUUCCUGGACCUGAGCUUCUAACAGUAAAUGUGCACUAGAGUGUUUAGUAAAAAAGGGAAGAGGCAAGUCUGAGGUGUUAGUUUAUGCUCUCCGCUAAACAGAACUUUCCCCCUUCCUAAGGCUUUAAGCAUAAAAUGCAUUUAAAAAAUACUGUUGGGAGUGUACCACGGUUUGCCAAAUUAUGCCAUCAUGACUCUGUAUUCUUUGGGUUGGUGUACAAUAUUCCUGUGAGGACAUAAAUACGAUAAUUUGAGCAACUGUCUUGCAGGGUUAAGCUGUGUUUCCAACUGGUUCUGAAAAACUUCCUUGUGUGGGAUAGUCCCUCCAAAGAAAAUUUCAUUGGGCCUGAAUGACAGCAUAAUGAUUUUCCCUCUGUGUCCAUGACUAACAGGUUCCUGAAGACAGAAGCAGACGUAUAUGAUGCCCAACUGAGUACCUGAUAGUUGGGACUUAAAACAAAAUUGUCUUGGGCAAGUGAGGUGAUUAAGUAUAAAUCAAAAAUUCUCAUGAAAGAUUUUCUAGAUGCCCCUGCUUUCCAUUUUGAUUAUGUUUUUACUGACUUACCAAAAAUAAAAUAAUCAUUUAAUUUUUGUCCUUUUAUAAGCAAUAAUUUUGACAAACUUAGUGACAUUUCUGAAGGCUAUAUGCACAGUGUAAUUCAGGAUGAGAGCAGAUUUAAACUACGUCUGAGAUGAAAUCAAAGUAACCAGUUGGUAAUAGUCACGUUUACUGCCACAAUAUCUCCUGAGAGCUUAAGCGUGGUGGCACCCAAAAGUUUCAGACCAUCUUGCUUCGCACGCCACACCCGCUGUGCAGAGGCAGGUGGGCUGAGUGAACACAGUAGUGGGCCCAGCGCCAGAAGAGCCAAUUCAAAGCGGUUACACGGUUUGGCUACAGAUAACCUUUAGCAAAAACAUUUGUAGAUCUUCAUGAUUUUUAAUGCAAUUAAUAUAAAUGAAUCAUUUAUCCAGGAAUAGGACAAACUGUUUAAUAGCCUCAUGACAUUGACAUAGAAGCCCCUGUAUCUCCUUGAGAUUUUGCAUGCCUUUUGUGUUUCACUGAAUUAAUGAGAUUUUCUUUUUGGUAUAGUCACAAUUGAUUUAUUUCAUACAUGUACCACUGGGUUUCUUGUGAAGUUCCAUUAUUUGAAACAAUAUUUUAUUUCAACUCAUGUCACUCUGUAGUUUAUUAAUAUUUUGCUCAAUUGAUACACUGUCUAUGUUAAAGCAAUAAAAAUUAAAGGAUCAGUUA
Messenger RNA from Artibeus jamaicensis (Jamaican fruit-eating bat), 11367 nucleotides. It is a transcript of the gene CTNNA3, whose product is annotated as catenin alpha 3. The record is from RefSeq and is a predicted model, not a curated record. Gene Ontology annotation, molecular function: beta-catenin binding; cadherin binding; actin filament binding. The coding region runs from base 534 to 3221 and encodes 895 amino acids. Gene Ontology annotation, cellular component: adherens junction; fascia adherens. Gene Ontology annotation, biological process: cell migration; cell-cell adhesion. NCBI's taxonomy places the organism in Eukaryota, Metazoa, Chordata, Mammalia, Chiroptera, Phyllostomidae. The transcript has 20 exons.